Molecule: messenger RNA, 444 nt
Organism: Protopolystoma xenopodis
Lineage: Eukaryota; Metazoa; Platyhelminthes; Monogenea; Polystomatidea; Polystomatidae
Source: the annotation of a GenBank genome assembly
AUGACCCAGUUUACAAACCAACGGAAUAGCGACGAUGCACCGGCCAUGGGUUGGCCAAAUGGGAGCCCUGAGCGCCAGACCGUAUGGCCCGAGAACAUGAAGGCCCAGAUAAAUGGGAAGUGGGAGAAAGCAGAGGAGCAUGGAGUAAAGGAGGAGGAGGAGAUUCUAACGGACGAGCCAGAAGAGGAAUUAUGGUUUCGUUUGGCUGCUGGAAGACCACCAUGGCAACGGACAGCCGGUGCUAUUGCGAAUCAAAGAGACACCUGGCCCAGCCUUUAUAUCACAUUUUUGACUUUUACUAUUGCCUGUAUCUCUGGUGGUCUGGCAUAUAGCGGUGGAAUAUUGUACAUAGAGUGCUUAGAGACGUUUCCUGAGGCUGAUAUAAAAGUAGUCUCACUUGUUGGAACAUUGCAGCUAGGCGUUGCUCUGAUUUCGGGUAGGUAA